AAAAAUAGUACUUUUGGUCAACAACAAAUUCAAACAUUACCUAUUCUGGAUAUACAAGCUGGUCGAAAAAGAGUUGGUGAUACAAAGUCAAAUAAUGACAACAAUAGCAUGAUGGAUUCAAAGAAAUAUCGAUUAUUAUUAGAUGGGGAUGAUACUAUACCAUCAUCAUCACCUUCUUCUCAAUCACAUACAUUAAACAAUCGUAUUGAUUCUUCCUUUGUCAUGAUGGAAGAUACAUCAUCUGCAUCACCACCAUCACAACGACAAACGACUAAACCAAAAGGUAGUGGACGUGGAAGAAAACCGGCUCAUGAACUCUUAUCCGAAGAUCAAAAAAAGGCAAAUCAUAUCGCUUCUGAACAAAAACGACGGGCAAAUAUUCGUAUUGGUUUUGAUCAAUUGGUGGAUAUUGUACCUACAUUAAAUGAAUGUCAACGAAGUGAAUCUUUGAUUUUACAAAAAUGUAAGUUUCUUAUACAUCUUUAUGAAUUUAUCUGAUUUGGAUUUAUUUAUUAUAGCUGCUGAUUAUAUACGUCAAUUAGUCGAUACGAAAAAUGGAUUACGUGAUCGUGUUAGAGAACUUCAAACUGCUCUUGGUGAAGUCCCAGAUGAAGAUGUAAAAAUACAUGAUAGAUAUUCGAAAAAAAAAAGUGGACUGACUGUUUUUAUUUAUUUAUUUAUUUUUGAUUUUUUUUUUUAAUUCUUCUUUUUGAUGUGUAGAGCUCAGAAGGCGAAAUGGAUUAUAG
Molecule: messenger RNA, 746 nt
Organism: Halteromyces radiatus
Lineage: Eukaryota; Fungi; Mucoromycota; Mucoromycetes; Mucorales; Cunninghamellaceae
Exons: 1
Coding region: 109-498 (129 amino acids)
Biological process (GO): regulation of transcription by RNA polymerase II
Molecular function (GO): RNA polymerase II cis-regulatory region sequence-specific DNA binding; DNA-binding transcription factor activity, RNA polymerase II-specific; protein dimerization activity
Source: RefSeq, a predicted model, not a curated record